Molecule: messenger RNA, 978 nt
Organism: Dioszegia hungarica
Lineage: Eukaryota; Fungi; Basidiomycota; Tremellomycetes; Tremellales; Bulleribasidiaceae
Product: concanavalin A-like lectin/glucanase domain-containing protein
Exons: 6
Coding region: 1-978 (325 amino acids)
Biological process (GO): carbohydrate metabolic process
Molecular function (GO): hydrolase activity, hydrolyzing O-glycosyl compounds
Source: RefSeq, a predicted model, not a curated record
AUGUGGUCCAUCGCUUCCUGCUUGGCGCUGUGCGUGCUAGCUGGUCUGGCGUCCGGACUCGAUGGCGAAAACGGUAUGAAAUAUGGCGCGGCGCCCAGACCCUACACCGCCGCUCGUGGCACACUCUCCACAGCAGCCUCUAUCGUCACACACUUCGGAAGCCCUGCUAUCGACUGCGCAUGCGGCUACGUCCUCUCCGCACACUCUGAUGCCUACUUCCCCCUCCUCAAGGAGAUAACUUUCGCAUCAAUGCCAGAUAUACCCGGCUCGGAAUUCGACGCUCUCGGACUCGAGGUGGGGAGAUGGUCCAUAGGAUGUAAUUACGAGGGAACGAGGUCAGUGGGAUCGGUGGAUAACGUGUAUGUCAAGAAUGCGGUGCUGGAGCUGCGAGUGCCGGGCGGUCAGAGUGUGGGCGGGUCCAUCAGCGCGGCUGAAGUCUUGCUCAAGGAUACCAUCACCGGGGGUGUCUUUACCAUGGAAGCAAAGCUGGGAGGCAACAAGGGGACCUGUCAAUCUAUCUUGACGUUCCAUACGAAUGACGGCUCCGGCAACAGCGACGAGCAGGACAUCGAGAUCAUCGGCUCCAAGGGGGCAGAUGAUGGCAUGCCGCCCGUUAUCGAGCUUACGAACUGGAAUCCGGCUGGAAAGGACAAUAGCCACCAGAGCAACCCGUUCCCGGCCAAUCCCAUCGACUCCUUUCACAACUACACGAUCGCCUGGCUGCCCAACGCAACCACGUAUCAGUUUGACGGCCAACAACUGAAGGCGCCCGCCAUGUACCGAUCCGUCAACCCAUCAAGGCUGAUCAUGAACAACUGGUCUAAUGGGAGUCCAGGCUUUACCUUGGGUCCCCCCGCAGCUGACAAUCUCAUGCAAGGAGAUCAGCUCACCCAACUCAGUCAGAUCGGUCCGAUUCUUUUACCAAAGCCCUCGGGUACCCGGACUCCCAGUGGGGUGCUCGAUCCAGUCAGCCUGUAG